AGAAAAGAAAAAAGAAAUAAAAAUCAAUAUGACAAGGUUUCUUGCUUCCUGAUUGUUUUAUUUCUUGUUUACAUAUUAAUUUCUCUCAACGAACAUACCUUGAUUACAUUUUUGCUUUCUGAACAAGUCAAACAAAUUGUUUUCCUUAAUUUUGGAUUUCAUUGUUUUUAAAUUAAAAAUCUUUAGAAUGCAAAGGAAUAACAAUGGCACAGCAGGAGCUCAACCAGCAUGCGCAGCAUGCAAGCACCAAAGAAAAAAAUGCCAAGAAGGGUGCAUAUUGGCACCCUAUUUUCCUGCAGAAAGAAGCCGCGAAUUCCAAGCCGUGCACAAAGUUUUCGGGGUUAGUAACGUCACAAAGAUGGUGAAGAAUAUUCGAGAAGAAGAUCGGAGAAGGGCGGUGGAUUCAUUGGUAUGGGAAGCUUGUUGCAGACAGAAAGAUCCAGUUCUAGGUCCUUAUUCAGAGUAUAAGAAGGUUUAUGAGGAGCUUAAGAUGUACAAAAGCGAAGAAAAUCAAAUGCUUCAACUAACAGGGCAAAAGAAUACUAUCAGUUAUAAAUCUUUAUCAAGUUUGGUUGCUCGAAAUAAUGGUGGCCAUGGGAUUAGUAGUAAUGGAACAGGCGUUGGGGGAGUUGUUAGCAGUAAUGGGUUUAAUUAUUUUCAUGAAAGUGGGAACGUUCUAGUCGAACCAAGCACGUUUGGUUAUCCUUCAAAUUAUAUGCAAUUAUGUUCAGAAAAAACAAGGGGAGAAAAGAAUAUUGAUUCUGUGGUUCCAUUGCAGCAGCAUUUGGUCAGUGGCGGUUUUAAUCAGCAAUACUAUCACUCAGAAUCUCGUGAACCAUCAAGUGUUUGAACGCAAGUUGUGCCUGAAGCCAUUAGACCAUGGGCACGUCUGCUUGGGCAUCACACAACGUUGACCCCCAAUCUCGACCUCCAGGUGAAGAGGGGGCAGAUUCCUCACUUGACAUGGUUGGCUGGAUUCCAUAGUUUUAUUUUUCAAACUGAGAAAACCAUCAGUCCCCUUCAAUAGAAAACAUAUUCGUCAACUUUCCUAUUUCUGAUAAUAUUUACUGUAUAAAAUUGUUCUGCAUGGGAAUAUUUGUACUUAUAAUUAUAGCUCUACUACACUACAACAGAAGGAAAACUAGCUAGGCAUAUCUAGCUUUUGAUAAAUUCCAA
Molecule: messenger RNA, 1176 nt
Organism: Ziziphus jujuba (common jujube)
Lineage: Eukaryota; Viridiplantae; Streptophyta; Magnoliopsida; Rosales; Rhamnaceae
Product: LOB domain-containing protein 2
Exons: 2
Coding region: 188-850 (220 amino acids)
Source: RefSeq, a predicted model, not a curated record